AUGUUUUCCUUAAAAAACAGUAUUAUCGUCAUAGAUGCUGUGCUAUUCUUGUACAAGACUGGAGAGUCAAUGAUGGACGCUACAGUACGUCCAUAUUUAAUUCGCGCUGUGUGCCACAAGUUUCUCAAGGACAUCAAUAAUAAGAAUGAAACUAUUUGCUCAAGUUUAGAUGAAUACCCUGAACUAGAAGAUGAUAUACAAAAACAAAGCGGAUACUAUUUGAUGUACUACAGGAUUCUUUUAAAUGUUCCCGCCAUUGUAUUAUCAAUGUUUUGUGGGUCCUACAGUGAUAAAUAUGGAAGGAAACCCACCAUUUUGUUUCCAUGUUUUGGAAGCAUGUUAGCGGUGAUACUUUAUGGGACAAGUAACUUGGUGCCGGCGUACAGAAUUCCUCUGAUCUUAGGAGGGGCCGCGAUGCAGGGAAUAUGUGGAAAAAGCUCAAUGAUAACCAUGGCGAUCAACAGCCUCGUGUUCGAUUUAUCGGACGAAAAAAACCGCACGCGUCAUUUUGGAUUACUAUUGGCUAUGAAUUUUUUAGGAGGAUCUCUUGGAGCGUUAUUUUCUGGAUUAUUCCAAGACGUAUUUGACUUAAAUACUGUCUUUGCUUCGAUUAUGGUAUCCUACCUCAUUGCACUUACUCUUACAUUGACUCUUUUAAACGAUAACGAUAAGAAAACAGAUAAAGCGGAUGAAAAAUCAUGCAGUUUGUUCCAGAUUCAACACAUAAAAGAAACAAUAGCGGUUAUAUCAAAGCCACGUCCCGGUAACAACAGAACGGUUUUAAUCACCCUGAUAAUCAUGUCAAUUGUGAGUCAAAUGUGUAAAGUUGGUGAGACGGACGUCAAAAUUAUGUUUGUUACUAGAAGUCCCUUGAGCUGGUCGGAGUCAUGGUUUGGAUAUCUUUUGUCUUCAGAAUAUGCAUUAAUGGGAGUAGGUUUGCUUCUGUUUAUACCACUGUUCACCAAUAAGUUAGGGCUGUCAGACAGAAUCAUCCUAACAAUAGGACUUCUCUCCAACGCGAGUAAAUUAAUUUUCCUGAGCUUUAGCACUAAAUCAUGGAUGAUUUUAGCCUCUGUAGGAAUCGGAUCUUUCAUCGGAAUGAUCGGUGCUUCUUUGCGUUCUUUGCUGAGUAAGACUGUGAGCGAGGACGAGGCGGGAAAGAUGUUUGCCAUCUUGUCAAGUGGGGAAACAAUAGCCAAAUUUUUGGGUACAAUAGCAUUUGUAAAUAUCUACAGCGAGACUGUCCAUAUAUUUCGUGGAAUGGCUUUUUUGAUAGAAGCGUUUUCAUUUUUUCCUAUUCUUGUUGCUGUUGUGUUGAUCGUGUUUAACCGACGUCAAAAUCUACAGCAGUCGGCAACAGACCAUGCAACAGUCAACGGAAGUGAUACUAUAAAGGCAGAAGAUCAAGGCCAUCAAAUACAUGCACAGGUCCCGUCAAAGACAUACCCAAGUUCACCUCAACUCUCCGCACACGAUAACUCUGUGUACAUCAUCAUUCCCGAACUGUCAAAAAUGUGUAAAUAA
This is a messenger RNA of Magallana angulata, 1524 nucleotides long. Its product is annotated as proton-coupled folate transporter-like. NCBI's taxonomy places the organism in Eukaryota, Metazoa, Mollusca, Bivalvia, Ostreida, Ostreidae. The record is from RefSeq and is a predicted model, not a curated record. The coding region runs from base 1 to 1524 and encodes 507 amino acids. Gene Ontology annotation, molecular function: transmembrane transporter activity. Gene Ontology annotation, cellular component: membrane. The transcript has a single exon. Gene Ontology annotation, biological process: transmembrane transport.